Molecule: messenger RNA, 2660 nt
Organism: Cajanus cajan (pigeon pea)
Lineage: Eukaryota; Viridiplantae; Streptophyta; Magnoliopsida; Fabales; Fabaceae
Product: P-loop containing nucleoside triphosphate hydrolases superfamily protein
Molecular function (GO): ATP binding; RNA helicase activity; nucleic acid binding
Source: RefSeq, a predicted model, not a curated record
UGUUUGAACUUUGAUGUGAAAUGGGCCUUGUGACUUGUGAAUGGGGAGCCCAAAGAUGUAAAAAAUGGUUGUGGAGUAAUGAGUAAGAUGCAGUAGUAGGAAGUAGGAAGUAGGAAGUAGCAGAGGAUCGUCCCCUCCUGCAAUUACCCAAGCGAUCUGUCUGAUUUCCUAGGGUAGGCAGUAGGCUGCAAUGAAACGCGCAAACGACGACGUCGCGGGGAAGCCAGUCUUCCUAACCAAAGCCCAACGCGAGCAAUUGGCCCUCCAGCGCCGCCAGGAACAAGUCGCCCACCAGAGGCACCGCCAGGAGCAGCUCCUCUCCCGCGACCGCCCCUCCGAUCCCAAACCCUCCUCGGAAAGGGACAGAGACAGGGACCGCGACAGGGACCGCGACCGUGACCGCGACCGCGACCGCGACCGCGACAGAGACCGAGAGAGAGCACGCGAUAGGGAGCGCGAGGCGGAGCGUCGCAACCGAGAGAGGGAGCGCGAGGAGGAGAGCAAGGCCCGGGAGCGAGCGAGGAUCGAGAAGCUGGCUGAGCGGGAGCGCGAGAAGGAGCUGGAAUCGAUAAAGGAGCAGUACCUCGGGUCGAAGAAGCCGAAGAAGCGCGUCAUCAAGCCGAGCGAGAAGUUCCGCUUCUCCUUCGACUGGGAGAACACCGAGGACACCUCUCGCGACAUGAACUCCCUCUACCAGAACCCUCACGAGGCGCAGCUCCUCUUCGGCCGCGGCUUCCGCGCCGGCAUGGACCGCCGCGAGCAGAAGAAGCUCGCCGCCAAGAACGAGAAGGAGAUGCGCGAGCAAAUCCGCCGCAAGGACGGCCUCGAGGAGAAGCCCGAGGAGGCCGACGCCCAGCGCCGCAAGGAGGCCGCCGCCGACCUCUACGACACCUUCGACAUGCGCGUCGACCGCCACUGGAGCGAGAAGAAGCUCGACGAGAUGACGGAGCGCGAUUGGCGCAUCUUCCGCGAGGACUACAACAUCUCCUACAAGGGUUCCAAGAUUCCUCGCCCCAUGCGAAGCUGGAUCGAGAGCAAGCUGAGCCACGAGCUUUUGAAGGCCGUUGAGAAGGCUGGUUACAAAACCCCUUCUCCUAUUCAGAUGGCCGCCAUUCCCCUUGGUUUACAGCAGCGUGAUGUCAUUGGCAUCGCCGAGACCGGUUCCGGUAAAACCGCCGCCUUUGUCCUUCCCAUGUUGAGUUACAUCACCCGUCUUCCUCCCAUGAGUGAGGACAACGAGGCUGAGGGUCCCUAUGCCGUUGUCAUGGCCCCCACUCGCGAGCUCGCUCAGCAGAUCGAGGACGAGACUGUUAAGUUUGCUCAGUAUUUGGGCAUCAAGGUCGUGUCCAUUGUUGGUGGACAGUCCAUUGAGGAGCAAGGGUUUAAGAUUCGGCAGGGCUGUGAGAUUGUCAUCGCCACUCCCGGACGCUUGAUCGACUGCUUGGAGCGUCGAUACGCCGUUCUCAACCAGUGUAAUUAUGUGGUUCUUGAUGAGGCUGAUCGCAUGAUUGACAUGGGGUUUGAGCCCCAGGUGAUGGGUGUCCUUGAUGCCAUGCCUUCCAGCAAUCUCAAACCGGAGAAUGAAGAUGAGGAGCUUGAUGAGAAGAAGAUUUAUCGGACCACCUAUAUGUUUAGUGCUACAAUGCCGCCUGCCGUCGAGAGGCUUGCUAGGAAGUACUUGAGGAACCCUGUUGUGGUGACCAUUGGCACUGCUGGGAAGGCUACUGACUUGAUCAGUCAACAUGUGAUUAUGAUGAAGGAGUCUGAGAAAUUUUACAAGCUCCAGAGGUUGCUUGAUGAGCUUAACGACAAGACCGCCAUUGUGUUUGUUAACACCAAGAAGAAUGCGGAUAUGGUUGCCAAGAACUUGGAUAAGGAAGGGUAUCGCGUGACUACUUUGCAUGGAGGCAAGUCCCAGGAGCAGAGGGAGAUUAGUCUUGAAGGGUUUAGGACCAAGAGAUAUAAUGUUCUUGUUGCAACUGAUGUUGCCGGACGUGGUAUUGACAUACCUGAUGUGGCUCAUGUCAUCAACUAUGAUAUGCCUGGGAAUAUUGAAAUGUACACGCAUCGUAUUGGGCGUACUGGUCGUGCAGGAAAGACGGGUGUGGCUACAACUUUCCUGACUCUUCAGGACACUGAUGUCUUCUAUGACCUCAAGCAGAUGCUCAUUCAAAGUAAUAGUCCUGUUCCACCUGAACUGGCAAGGCAUGAAGCUUCAAAAUUCAAGCCAGGAUCUAUUCCGGACAGACCACCGAGACGAAAUGACACUGUUUUUGCGCAUUAGAGGGCUCUUUUUGUAUUUUUAUUUUUUGAGGUAGCCACUUCUUUAGAAGGCAUCAACUCUGCAGGUAAUAUGAAGUUUUCUGGGGUAAUGAACAUGUUGCCAGUGAGGCUUAGCACCCUAAUAUGGUUUUAUUGGUUAUAUGAUCUUGUAUAAAAUUUAAUUACUGCAGCCCUUCUAUCCUGGUAUCGGUGUCCUUGCUUGUAUUCUGCUUAGCUAGAGUUACUACUAUAACAGAAAUUGAUAGUUUUAGAUGAGGAUACUUGAUUAAUUUUGCCAUUUGGCUUCGGUAUUUGGCAUCUUAUGCUACAGUGCUUGUAUUUUCUGAUUCUUCUUGCUUAAUACAGGCUGUGCUAAAUUGUUGUCGCUUGUUUGAUUA